UCGCGAUGAGCCGCUUCGGCUCGCUUGGCCGGCGCCUGACACGGGCCAAAGUUAUCCCGGAAUAAGGACAGCACGCAUGUGCCGUAAACCCGGAUGUAGUAUUUUACCAGUUCUUCGCCCAUUUUAUGCCCCAACACUAAAUAAAAAAAUUGCUUUAUUUAACGCGUGCGGGCGUAGAGCUUCUCUGAAAGAACAGUUUAUUUGAACCGUUCUAGUCCUGGUUUGGACGUGUCGCGUGUCGGAUGGGGAGCGGAGCCGCAGUAAGAACUACGCCGCUGUUUAGCGUCACUUUUGUGCGUGCAUCUGGCUCGGCUUCUGAACCAUAAACUACGUUUUGUAGCAAACUAGGCAGAUUGAGUUUUUUUCCCCCAGGUCUGUGGGGUGGAAGUCGUGAAUACAAAGCAUGAUAUGUGGAAAAUUACUUGAAGAUAAUAAUGCACAACCAUUUGUAUUUAAGAUGCGUGACGCGCUUUAAUACAGGUGAUUAAACUAAUUUCAGGAUUGCAGGUAGUUGACAUUUCAUUUAAGUCAAAAGUGCACGUAAACGCACUUGGCAGUUAUGGAUUUUCGUGGCAAAAAGUACGAAAGGGGCAGCAAUUGGUCCGAUCCAGAGGUGGUAGAGCUGCUGCAGCUGUGGGCGGAUGAGUCAGUCCAAAUCGAGCUGGAGAGCUGCCUCCGGAACCAGCACGUGUUUAACCGGAUCGCCGAAGUGUUGCGGGAAAAGGGCAUCCUUCGCACGGGGGACCAGUGUCGGGAGAAGAUCAAGAAAAUGAAGCUGGAGUACCGGCGCAUCAAGGAGCACCAGAAAACCAUGCGCGGGGGGCGGCCCUGGAAGUUCUACGAGGUCAUGGACCGGGUGCUCACAAACCGACCCUCCAUAUCUUACUCCUCCUUGGGGGGUACGGUCAUAGCCCACCAGGUUCUCCAAGGAGCCGCUGCCUCAGACGGCUUCCACCUGCACGGUCUCCCAGCAUCGGCUUUCGGAUCGCAGCCCCCGGGCUCCUUCUUAUUCGGGCAGACCCAGAAGCAAGGCGAUCCUCUGGAGAUUAAAUGCGAGGACGCGGACUCCGAUGACUGUUUGCUGAACUCUGAUCCGCCUCCUCCAGAGCUGCUGUACCAGAUCGGCUCAGCGGAGGAAGCCGACGUUGAGCACAAAUCCCUAGGACUGGAGCGGGAAGACUCCGCGGACAUGGGGCGGGGAGACGGUCUCUCCCCCUCAGGUUUCAGUGAUCAGAACAUGGGCGGCUCCUCUGGCACGGGAUGGUCGAUGGCCUCCUAUCCUCGAACGGGGGUGGACGAAGAGCCCGACGGGGAGGCUUUUGACAGGGAGCGGCCACAGGGCCGAGGAGCCCCCCGCCAUCGCAAACGAAGGAGGCUGGGCCGCGGGGGAGCCGGCGGCUGUGGCCAGCGGAGGGACGCCCUGGACCUGUCAUUGGCGCGGUUCUUGAGAUGGCAGCGGGAGGCAGAGGAGCGGCUUCUGGCUCUGGAGGAGGCGCGGCUGGAGCGCGAGGCGAAGGCGGAGGAGCGGCGGGAGCGGCAGGAGCAGCGGCGGGAGCGGCUGGACCGCCAGCACGAGCUCCGCCUCUUCGCAAUUUUUGCCAGCGCCCUCACCGCCACUCGGUCGGGGUCUGCUGGCCCCCCUGAUCCAUUCCACCCCACCAACCAGCCUACCUGGGAUGCAGAACUGCCUACCUUGGACCCAGGAAGAGCCCAGCAUAGCAUCUACCUCUCGCGGCGUGGCAGUAGCUUCCGGCAGCAAAAGAGCGUCAUCCAGGAAGGCUACGGCCUGUACCAUGCUGACAAGCACGACCCCAACAGCAACCCUGACGGCAUCAUCAAUAUGGGCACCAGUGAGAACAAGCUGUGUUUUGAUCUGCUCUCCAAACGGCUGACGCAGGCAGACAUGUUGCAUGUGGACCCUGCUCUUCUACAGUAUCCGGACUGGAAAGGCCAUCAUUUCCUCAGAGAUGAAGUGGCCCAGUUUCUGACUCACUAUUGCAAGUCCCCGAACCCCCUGAAAGCAGACAACGUGGUGGUGAUGAACGGCUGUGGCUCACUCUUCUCCGCUAUUGCUGCGGUAAUCUGUGACCCUGAUGACGCGAUCCUCAUCGCCACACCCUUCUAUGGUGUGAUAACCGAAGAUGUUAAGUUGUACAGCGGUGUGAAACUGGUUCAUGCACACCUGGACUGUGAGCCUGGUGGCUCUGAACAUCGCCCCUUUCAGCUGUCAGUGGAGAAACUGGAGGAAGCUCUGGGCAAGGCCCAGAGUGAGGGUGUUAAUGUUCGAGCCCUAAUCCUGAUGAACCCCCACAAUCCACUUGGAGAGAUCUACUCUGCACAAGAAAUGACAGACCUCCUAGAGUUCGCUAAGAAACACGAGCUGCAUGCCAUUGUGGAUGAGGUGUACAUGCUGUCUGUGUUUGACGAGUCGGCCACGUUCCCCAGUGUCCUCAGCCUCAGCAGGUUGCCAGAUGCUCAGCGAACCCACAUGCUGUGGGGCGUCAGCAAGGACUUUGCCGCAGCUGGGAUCCGGGUGGGUGUGCUGUACUCUGAGAACCGGGACCUGAUCGAAGCUCUGGACCAACUGGCCUCCUUCCAUGGCGUCCCUGGACCCUCUCAGCACCAGGUGGCCCGACUGCUCCGGGACAGGGAAUGGAUCAGCCGAGAAUUCCUGCCGGAGAACCUGGCCAGGCUGCAGGCAGCUCACCGCUGCAUGACCGGGGAGCUGCAGAACCUGGGGCUGCCAUACCUUCACAGGCCCGCUGGCUUCUUUGUCUGGGUCGACAUGAGGAAGUACUUAAGGGAACAGACCUUCCAGGCGGAGCUGGCGCUGUGGAGAUGCUUUCUGAGGCACAAGGUGUUGGUCAGCUGUGGGCAGUCCUACCAGUGCAGCACUCCAGGCUGGUUUCGUCUCGUCUUCUCCAUUCCGGAGCCCAGCCUGCGUAUGGGGAUGGAGAGGAUUAGCAGAGCUAUGAGGGAACUGGAGCAGUCAAACAGACGAUCUGUCGAAGAGCAAGAUGCAACAGAUGGAGAAGACUCCGGAGAGGACGAAUUGGAGGACGGAGGAAGUGAGAGUGCUGAGCAGAAUGCAAAGGGUGCAGCAUCAGCAGCCCCGGCAGGGAAGGGGCAGCCCAGUGAGAAUGAGGGGGCGGGUCAGGACCAUGGGCUGUCUUUGGCCGUUGAGAACUUUGUACUGAUGGACAUGCAGGCUGGCCCACCACUUGGGAAGCUGGAUUCGCUGAUUGACACCCUGCGACAGCAGAUACGCUCCUCUGAUUGGCUGGAGAAAAAUACUCCAGAACGGUCAUCAGAAGAAGAUCCAGAGGUGUUAGACGUUUUUAAAGAUCUGCUGGACAGAGCAAGAAAGUGAAAAAUGUGUUUUAUCCCUCUUAUGAUUUGGUAAAUCAAACCCUGAAUUUUAUGUUUAGUUCUGGAUCCAUUUUUGCAGGUUUCUCUGGAAAAUUUCCAUUUUGGCGUACAAAAUGUAUUUCGAAAAUACUACUCUUAAUACUGUUUCAUAUCUGUUGUCCUGCCAAAAACAAUGCCUUAUUUUGCUGGUAAUGGAAACAAAAAUUCAAACUCAAAAGUUUAUUUACUAUAUAUGUGUUUGUGUGUGAAACUUCUGCGUUUUUUUCUUGUUUUCUGGGCACGUGGGGGGUGAGAGUGGGUUUGCCAUUACAGAAGGAAACUCCGAUAACAGAAACCAUGCCUGCGGUUUAUGUAAUGAGCCUACAGUCUCUCUGACUUCAAAGCUUGUGUGGGUCUUUCCGGUACGUUGUGAGAGGGAGGGACCUUUUAACAUGGGUGGGCUGAAGGUGUGCACUGGUGUCUCCGUUGCUGUGGUGAAUCACUUUGUGACAGACCUGACACUGUAUAAACCCUCCUAUCCCAACAUCCCUGGAUAUCUCAAACUGUAUAUGUAAGUGCUGGACCACAGGAUGUAAUUUCACAGGCCUCAUAGUAAACUUCCUGAGACAGUUUGCGUGGUGUAAUACUUAGGGGGGGUGUGAAAAAGAAACUUUUUGAGGCUACUGCUAUUUGAAAGUGAUGAUGUCGUACUGGAAUUUAAAGGUUAGACACUGCUUUUGAAAAUAUCCAUAUGAAGAUAUCUAUAUAUAGAUAGAGUGAUAGAUAAAUAGAUAUGUAGAAUUAGAAUUUAGAAUUCAAUGAUCAGUGUUUAUUGUUGAUACACCACAGCACACAGUGCACAACAACGAAAUGUGUCCUCUGCAUUUAACCUAUAUGUGACAUCGUGACAUAGCAGGGGGCAGCUAAUUCAGCGCCCGGGGAGCGGAGCUUGGGGGCGGUACCUUGCUCAGGGCACCUCAGUGGUGCCUUGCUGGUUGGGGAUUCAAACCAGGAAUCUUUUAAUGUAAAACACAGUGUGUUGUGCUUAUAUGUAAUGUAUAUACAGUAUGUGUUAUAUGAUAAUGUAGGCAUACAUAUACUUGUUUUGCAUUGGACUGGGUUUAAAGCACCACUGUUACGGAGAUAAUUUCGUACUUUUGAUUUUGUGAGUGAAAUGGGGGAGGAAGCUUCAGCGAGGGCUUGAUUUCACUUUCACUAGUCCUACACGUCACGGGGUCUUUUGGGGGACUUUGUGGGGGGGAUUUUCCGUUACUCGGGGGCUCAUGGAAGGACCGCUGUCUUGUAGCCUCCUCCCUCUGCACUGGGGGGGCGGGCCAAUAAAAGUGUGCUCUGUUCUCCCCGCUCGCUCAGUGUUUUAGCUCGGUGUGGGCCGCCUAGACAGGAGAGUGCUGUUACAGACAUCGCCGUUUAUCUAGAUCUUACCUACAAAUUUGCUUCAGUCCAGUACAUUCCUGGAGAAGAUAUUCAGGAUUAUUAAGCUUGCAUAAAGACGUCAGUGAGGAUGCUGUCCUCCUCCGAGCUGCGCAACCCGGCCAGCCGGUUCCGCCUGGCCCAGUCUGCCAUUGGCCUGGCAGGUUGUGGCUGUGUCAUGUAUGCCGUGUGGACGCCCCGUUGGUUUGGCGACCAGGGAUUGUGGGAGAAGGUCAAUGACACAAAGAGAGACAGUGGUGACGCCGGAGUCCCCCCCACUUAUGAGGCAGAGUAUGUCUUCGCUAUCCUGUCUUUCCUGAUGGGUCUGAGUUCGGGGGUGCUGUGUCUCACCUUCGCUUUCUGCUGGACGUCGCAGACCGUACGCUCCUAUUCCAACACCCGGUCCCUGCUAAUGGUGGGACAGAUGCUCUACCCCACCACGCUGCUUCUCAUCACGUUGUCAUGCACAGGGUUUUUCUUCCUGCUGUGCUGGUCGUUCUUCACCUACCAGAAUUGGGGAGACAUCAGUGCCAACCCUAGCCAGUUGGGUUCCUCCUAUUGGCUGGGAGCAAUGGGGUUGAUCCUGCUGUUGGUCGUGCUGCCAGUGGUGUUCACAGUGGAGCAGUGCAUAGUUCCAGAUCCUUUGGCACAACUGAAGAACUCGGCAGAAAAUUGGUGGAUCCCGGCCCCUACGGGCUACAACGGGCGCUCCUUAAGUGACAGCAGUACCCAAGAAGGGCAGGACUUUCUUGGGGGGCAGACGAGGUACAUGUCAUUUCCCUGACUGCCACCUCAGGGAUAUGUGACUGAAAAAAGCAUGGAGUCUAAAUAUCUGUGCUGGUACUAAAACAUCAAGGUCUGAUGUGGAGCGGGAGCCAGGAAUGUGAGAAAAGUCUCUGUGAGAAUUAAACUGGCCUUUCCACCUUAUGGUCAGAGAUUCAAGUUGCAGGAGGCAUGUUCUGAGGAGAUUCUAGGGACUGUGGGGGCCAUGGAGCCCUCCAACUCCCCCUUCCCCAGCAAAGUACAAUGCAACCGCCCACUCUCGGGGCCCCCCUCCCAGCUUGGGGACCCAGGCCUUUUCCUGCCCUGUCUGGCCUGUCACUGUGCCUCUGGGUGUGUCUAUACUCUUAAGUAAAUAACCUAUCCUGAAUUUCAGUAAAAUUGUCUUGAUCUUUAUAGGACUAAUUUUUGACACUGUUGAGCUUUACAGCUAGAGACUGACAGAAUUUGUACUCAAAGAGUUCUGGGACAACUCUUGUUAAGACACAAGACUGAAAAGCCUUAGUGUGGUGCUGUUGGAAUGCAGAUAUGUGAACACUGAUGUAGACUUAAAAAGGGAAAUGAAAUUGUGUUGGAUUUGCUGGGGAUUUUGUGGGGAAUUUUUGCUGUUGAAUGUCACGUUAGUCAUUAAUGACUUCUACUUUCUUUUCAUGAACUUCCUGUCUGUAUGUUUACACACUACUGUGCACUACAAGUGACACCAACAGUGAACUGUCUAUUCAAGGUGUGAAUGUUGUAUGUCUGAGCAAAUAAAGCUAAAUUACAGCUUGUGA
Paramormyrops kingsleyae is the source of this 6332-nucleotide messenger RNA. RefSeq names its product 1-aminocyclopropane-1-carboxylate synthase homolog (Arabidopsis)(non-functional) (gene accs). Gene Ontology annotation, molecular function: transaminase activity; pyridoxal phosphate binding. NCBI's taxonomy places the organism in Eukaryota, Metazoa, Chordata, Actinopteri, Osteoglossiformes, Mormyridae. Gene Ontology annotation, biological process: amino acid metabolic process; biosynthetic process. The record is from RefSeq and is a predicted model, not a curated record.